AUGACUCGGAAAAAAUUAAUUUUAAUUUUUUAUUUAUUCUUUUUUUCGCUUCAAAAUGUUCCUUGUCAAAAAAGUCAAGGAUUUUCAGGGAGAGUUUCAAGAAUUAGUUCAAUUUCUGCUGAGUCUAUGCGAAAUUAUGAAUUUUCUGGAUUUAAAACAGAUAGAGUUGUGGCAGAAGAAUAUGUUCAAAAAUUGGUUGGGAAAACCCAAUAUUUUAUGCCUGAAAUGAUUGAAGCUGAUAUUUAUUGUAAUGAUAAAUUAUCGAAAAAAGAAAAGGAAGGGGAGGCUAUAGAAGAACCUGAAAAUUCAAAAAAGGAUUUAAAUGGGUGUAAAUCUAUUACCUCAAAAGAUAAAACUGUUGGAAAAAUAUUAGAAUAUAUUUAUUUACAAAAAAAGAAAAUGUCAGAGAAUAUGAGAGAACAAUUUGAGAAUGUUUUGAUGCCGACAAAUAUUAAAUGCAAAAUUGGGUUCCCUUUACCAAAAAAUAUUUUUGGAAAAGCAUUCCUUCUCGAUUCGGCUUUGUCUUUUUCGGAAGACGAUUUGAAAGAAUUGGUAGUUGGUAAAGAGAAAAUGGUUUACGAGAAACCAAAAGUGGAUGGUGAAGAGGAAAAGGAGGAAGAGGACAACAAUGAUGAUGACGACGAUGAUGAUGAUGAGGGAGAUGUCCAAUUAAGUACAUAUGUAUUAUUAGAAGCUAUAUAUAAAGGAAGUAGAGGAUUCGAGGCAAAGAUUAAAAGAUAUUGGAAAAAGAAUAUGUGA
Molecule: messenger RNA, 759 nt
Organism: Meloidogyne enterolobii
Lineage: Eukaryota; Metazoa; Nematoda; Chromadorea; Rhabditida; Meloidogynidae
Source: the annotation of a GenBank genome assembly